GGAACAAAACAAACUUUGACAAAUUCCUUUCCCUCUUUUUCUACCACUUUCUUGAACAUUCUUUGUCAAUUCCUAAAAUAGCCAAACUAUUUUGAAUCAAAACACCACCUAUAAAAAGGAUAUUGGUCUCAAACUCAGUGCAAGAAACCACUGAAAUUCCGAGGCACAAAACUUCUAGGAAAAGAUGGCAAAAGCACACAUAGUUGGAGUAGCUAUGGACUUCUCUCCUACCAGCAAAUUAGCACUUAGAUGGGCUGUUGAUAAUCUGAUCAACAAAAAUGAUCAAAUCAUCAUGAUCAAUGUUCAGCCUCCCUCAGCUGAUCAUACUAGAAAGGAGCUUUUUGAGGACACUGGAUCACCUUUGGUGCCUCUAGAGGAAUUAAGAGAGAUAAACUUCACAAAGCAAUAUGGGAUUGCUAAGGAUCCUGAAGUCAUAGAUAUUCUUGAAACUGCUUCAAAAAUCAAAGGGCAGGCAAAGGUAGUGGCAAAGGUGUACUGGGGAGAUCCAAGGGAGAAAUUGUGCAAUGCUGUGGAAGAUCUUCAUCUGGACUCAUUGGUUAUUGGAAGCAGGGGUUUAGGUACCAUUAAAAGUGUGUUGUUAGGCAGUGUUAGCAAGCAUGUGGUAACAAAUGCUUCUUGCCCGGUUACUGUAGUCAAGGGAAUGCAAUCUUCCAAGUCUAGGCAUUGAUUUGAUAUGAUUAUUAUUAAUAUUUACUUUGGGUUUGUUUACAUAUGAAAAUAAAUAAAUCACUUAAAGUACUGUACCCUUUGAAAUGCUUUGGCUAGCUUGAAUAAUUGUCUUUUGGCAUGGUUUGUUAUGAAUAUAAAUUUGAGUAACCAUCAUUAUUCAUUA
Molecule: messenger RNA, 853 nt
Organism: Medicago truncatula (barrel medic)
Lineage: Eukaryota; Viridiplantae; Streptophyta; Magnoliopsida; Fabales; Fabaceae
Product: universal stress protein PHOS32
Exons: 4
Coding region: 185-688 (167 amino acids)
Source: RefSeq, a predicted model, not a curated record